Molecule: messenger RNA, 201 nt
Organism: Triticum turgidum subsp. durum (durum wheat)
Lineage: Eukaryota; Viridiplantae; Streptophyta; Magnoliopsida; Poales; Poaceae
Source: the annotation of a GenBank genome assembly
AUGUGUGAGUUGUACCCGUACCUUGCAGAGGAGGUGAAGAAGAGCAUGUUCAAGCGGGAGUUCGGAAAGAUGGACGACAACAAGGCACGCUUGCUGGACGAGAAGAUCAAGAAGCAGAGGGUACAGCAGAUGAAGGUGGAGCUACACCGCAGCGACCUUGGCAGGGAGGUGACCAAGGCAAUAAUGGACCUGAUCGACUGA